Molecule: messenger RNA, 3187 nt
Organism: Chelonus insularis
Lineage: Eukaryota; Metazoa; Arthropoda; Insecta; Hymenoptera; Braconidae
Gene: Ythdf
Product: YTH domain-containing family protein 3-like
Exons: 5
Coding region: 492-2432 (646 amino acids)
Biological process (GO): mRNA destabilization
Cellular component (GO): cytoplasm
Molecular function (GO): N6-methyladenosine-containing RNA reader activity; mRNA binding
Source: RefSeq, a predicted model, not a curated record
UUGGUGUUUGAUGUUGGCAACAGCAUACAUAUGUGCUAAACCAUAGGUGGUACAAUACAUCGGGGGUCAGUGUACGUCACGCAAUUAUAAUACCUCGGUUCUCUCAAGGGGGAUCCGAAGUAAAUCUACCAAGGAAAGAAUAUUUUCGUCACAAGUGAUACCUAAGAAAAUUCAACAAAGACAAUAAACGUGUUUGUGAAUUAAUUAAAGCUCGCAAGAGCAAGUGGACUGAUUAUUAGAAAAAAGGCAACCCAAGCCGGGAGGGUUAAAGUGAGAGAAUAAAGUCAAAGGAGAAGAAGAGGAAAAAGGAGACAAAGCGUGCGUGUGUGUGCUCAAAAGAGAUUACAGAAGAGGGGAUCUUGGUGUUACUCCUUGUCCGAUGGUAGUUUGACAGACUAUUAGUUUAUUUUGGAAUAGAUUUUGGGGAAACGACAAAACCUGGCGGUUCAUCGUCAUCAAGAGGACGAGGAGGCUGGACCAGGCGACAGGUUAUGUCAACUGGAUUGGCAGGUGCAGUGCCAGAUCAGCGGAUGAAAGGACAAGCCAGUAAUCAGGCAAACAAUGGUCCCAAGGAACACCAGGCACAACAAAGCGAUCAUGCAGGGGACGAUUCAAACUUUGAUUCAUGGCGCGGAGGAAAUAACACUCAACAUCACUCCAACUAUCCAAUUGGUACAGGCGAACCUUAUCCUUAUUACGCUAGCACCUCUUUUCAAUAUCAAACAUUUGGAGCAGGCGAUGGAACUUGGUCAAACGGCACAGAUCCAGUAGCAUUUCUAUCAGGAUAUAGUGGACAAAUAAGUCAUGAUGCUUAUGGAAUGGAUCAAAUGUUUUCCACGGGAGCAGGUGGAGGUUUUGGAGGCUUCGGUCAACCAGCAUUUAAUUAUUUCCCCGCAGGAAAUGGAGAUUUUAAUGCUUGGGGAACUCCUAGAAAAGCUAGAUAUGAGGAUUAUUAUCCUCAGCCCCGAGGAAACGAUUAUCAAGCUCCUGGAGGAGCAGGAGAGAUGAAAGCGAUUGAACAGGGUGUUCAAGGAUUAUCAGUUGGUGGAGAUAUGCCUCGACAUGAUCAGAUAAUGUCUUCCCAGAGCAAGCCUGAGCCCAAAGAACAACGUAAAAUAACUUGGGCUAGUGUAGCAAGUCAACCAGCCAAGCCGGUACCGCCUGCAUCAACUUCUCAGGUGAUGAAAAAGAAAGCUGGUAUGCCUCCACCUCCUAUCGUACCUGGAAAGCACAAUAUGGAUAUAGGAACCUGGGAAGGAAAAACUCCAGCACCCCCUAAAGCUCCUCUUCCUCCUCAGAUUCAGCCACCAGUUCCGGUGCCACCACCAGCCAUUCAAAGACAGAGACCCACACCUCCUCCUAGCUGGAAGCCUCCUUCUCCGCCUGUACAGGCACAUCCUCCAGUGCCUCCACAAGCUCAUCAUCAACAUCAACCUCAUCAACAACAACAACAACAACAACAACAACAGCAGCAGCAACAACAACAACACCAUUCAUCACAACCACAGCAUCCACCACAGCAACAGCAUCAGCAGCAGCAACAACAAAACCAGCAUCAUCAACAACAGCAUCCACCACAGCAGCAUCAACAACAAUCCCAACAACAACAUAACCAUCAUAAUCAACAUGCCCAACAUCAUCAACAACAACAGCCUUCUCAAUAUCAACAACAACAACAACAAUUAGCACCACUUCAAUCUUCUCAUCCAGUUCUUGAUGAAUUAAGGGUUAAAAAUGAUUACAAUCCUACUGAAUUUGAUCAGACAGCACCUGGUGCGCGAUUUUUCGUUAUUAAAUCAUACUCUGAGGAUGACAUUCAUCGAUCUAUAAAAUAUGAAAUUUGGUGCAGCACAGAGCAUGGAAAUAAGAGACUUGAUCAAGCAUUUAAAGAAGCUAAUAAAGAAGGUGCACCGUUGUAUUUGUUUUUUUCGGUCAAUGGAUCUGGCCACUUUUGCGGUAUGGCGCAGAUGGUGUCUUCCGUUGAUUAUCAAUCGAACAGUUCCGUGUGGUCGCAAGAUAAGUGGAAAGGACAGUUCCGCGUUCGCUGGAUCUAUGUUAAAGAUGUUCCUAAUACUCAGUUGCGUCAUAUCAAGCUAGAAAAUAAUGAAAAUAAAUCAGUGACAAAUUCAAGGGAUGCCCAAGAAGUGCCGCAUGCUAAGGGUGUCCACGUUUUACGUAUUUUACACACGUAUCGUCAUACUACUAGUAUUUUUGAUGACUUUGGACAUUAUGAAAGGAGACAAGCUGAAGAAGAUCAACGAAAAGGACUUGCUGGUGCUAUUCAACAUCAACAUUCACCAUCAACAUCGGGCCCACGAGGAGGAAGAGGUCAUCUAAAUGAUAUGCCGAGGGAUCAUCAUCAUCAACCACAUCAUCAUCAUCAGCGUAAGGAUCGUGAUGGACGGGGAAGAGGUCGAGGAUCACGUCAGUAGCAAAAAAUAUUACGAUUCAAGGAUGCUCUCAAGAAUAAUUAGAAAGAAGAUGACAGCAAUGGAAAAGGCAAUUAAUGGAAAUAAAGUAACAAUGAUGGACCGUUUACUUAUCUCAACUGUAUCACUGGAUAAUUUUGGACUUGCUACACUCCUUCAUGAAGACAAAACGCGUUAGAAAAAACAUCAAAGCUCUGAGAUAUAAUUUCAAUCAAUAAAUGAUAUAAAUAACAUCUUAGUGCGGAAGUUAGAUUUUCGAACGAGAUUAAGAAAUAAAUUAUUUCUUAAUCGUAAAAUGUGACUUUGCAAAAAUAAAAAUGAGUUAAUAAAAAUAAAAAUAAUUAAAUAAAAUAAUAAAAUAAAUAGAAAAAAAAUACGAGACUCUGAUAGGUCUCCAGUUAAGUGGACAGAGUGAAAUUCAGUGCCUACGGCCUCUCUUGGGACGAAUCGCGCGACUGGAAAUGAAUUUUUAUGAUUUAAUCAUGUAAUUAAUUAAUUAAUCAAGUGUAGGCCGAUCUUAAUAUGAUCGUGCUAACUUUAAACAAAAAAGAAGAAAAAAACAAACAAAAUAAUCUGUCAAUGGAUUUCUAUUUUCUGUUUUUAAGCUCACAUUAUAUAUAUAUAGAAAUAUAUAAAUAUAUAAAUAUCGUGCGGGACAUUUUUUGUACGCAUGAUAAUCAUGUUUUAAACGUACAGAAUUUCGUCAAAUAAUUAUGCGAAAAUGCGUGAAAAAUAAAGAACUCAAAAAAUAAUUACAA